Pecten maximus is the source of this 982-nucleotide messenger RNA. Its product is annotated as hepatitis A virus cellular receptor 1-like. Bases 4 to 474 code for a protein of 156 amino acids. The transcript is spliced from 4 exons. The record is from RefSeq and is a predicted model, not a curated record. Lineage: Eukaryota; Metazoa; Mollusca; Bivalvia; Pectinida; Pectinidae.
ACAAUGCCCACUACAACUACAACAACUAUGCCAACUACAACAACAACAACAAUGCCCACUACAACUACAACAACUAUGCCGACAACAUCGACAACAACAAUGGCGACUUCCCCAGCCGCUAAAAGAAAGGGGACAGAGAUCCCAGAUGUUAUGAUCACAAAAAGCAGCACUAAGAUAGAAAUCGGAACGACUACUCAAGGCACAGAUAGAAGGGCAAAUGUUGAUAACAGAUACGACGCUCUGGUGGACAGGCAAGAGGACAACGACGGGAGCAGUACAGGAACAUACAUCGCCAUCGGAGCCAGUAGUUGUGGAGUGAUGUCCCUUGUGGCGGCGAUCUUAGCAUUGGUAUUGAGAAGACGCAAACGUCAGUUAUCAGCAGAAGCAAGCAACCGGACAACCAACACCAGGGAAAAUCCAAUAUACGAUAUAAUGCACGGAGAUGGGGGCGUCCCUGAAAAUAGCUAUGCUUAAGUGACAUAAAAACGGAAUGUGUACGUUCGAGUUGGAUGAUGUUAGAAAGAAUGAUGAAGAUAGGUAUAUGUAAAAUUUAAAAGAACAAAACUGUUCCUUAUGGCCAAUGUAUUAUCGAAAUGAUCAAACAAGCAUUUAAGUGUAACUGUCUGUAUCUUAUUCCUUGUGAGAAAAAACUCGUAUGAUACCAUUUAUACAUGUGGUUUUAUAUCAUCUAUGACUAUGGAGUUAUUUCAUGUUUAUGUAUUACGAAGACUACGACGCAUUUGAUAUACAACAUUUGUAUAAACUAGAACGUUAUCUUGUCAUACCAUUAUCGCUAUAAGUGAUCUUAACACGGGAGUGAGAGAGGGGAAGUAGAGUGGAAGGAUUGUAUGCAUAGUAUACUGUAUAGUGAUAUUUACCUAUGGUUGAUAAUACUAUCUGUGAUAUCAGCUGAUCAUUGUAUAUUAUUUAGAUAAUCAUUUUUAUAACAUGUUUUUAAUAAAAAUAUUUUUGAUAUUUUAAA